Phlebotomus papatasi is the source of this 1896-nucleotide messenger RNA. It is a transcript of the gene mei-W68, whose product is annotated as meiotic recombination protein W68. Gene Ontology annotation, cellular component: nuclear chromosome. Gene Ontology annotation, molecular function: DNA binding; DNA topoisomerase type II (double strand cut, ATP-hydrolyzing) activity; ATP binding. The record is from RefSeq and is a predicted model, not a curated record. The coding region runs from base 103 to 1896 and encodes 597 amino acids. Gene Ontology annotation, biological process: meiotic DNA double-strand break processing; reciprocal meiotic recombination; meiotic DNA double-strand break formation. NCBI's taxonomy places the organism in Eukaryota, Metazoa, Arthropoda, Insecta, Diptera, Psychodidae. The transcript is spliced from 3 exons.
CCUCGCGAUUUUGUCUCGUUAACUUGUGCGUUUCUUGCUGCUCCCGGUAAUCUUGAGACUUCUUGCCUUCAAAUUCCUGGUGAAGAAUAUUAAAUAUCAACAAUGUCCUUUUCAAUUGGGGAAGAAGAAUUGAUGAAUGAAUUACUGAAUAGUGUUUGUCCUUCUCUAAAUGGGACUUCAGAUACCGACGAAUUUGAACUAAAUGUAGAUUCCAAAGCAUUUUUAGAGACUGGAAGUGAAAUUAGUGAUGAUUUAGAUUUGGACAUAAGCUUUGGCACAACGUAUUUGAGAGAUUUGGUUCAAGAGACUGUUCCCGAAAGAUCAAUUGGGUCUUCGGAGCAGAAUUUUUGCAUUUUCAAAGAAGUUGAGAAGUACGAGAGAUCUCUGAAGAAAAGUCGCGAAGAAAGGAAAGAGAGAAGGAGGAUGAAGUUUAAUAAGAUGUUCAGACCACUGGCCUGUUCUACGCCUCUAUCCCAUGAUUUUUCCUUGGAAGUGGAUGAUCUCAAAGAGAUUGAAGAAAUUUGUCAAGGUACUACAACAUUCAACACUACGGCAGUGGACACAAAAGUUGAACCAAGACAUCAGACGCCACAGGAGAUUUUGGCAAAGAAUACUACCACAGUAAGUGUGGAUUUACUCGAAGGGAUUAAUUGGAGCAUUUAUAGGAGAGCUCCAUCUGUUGCUCCAACUGCUGCAACAUCUAUUGCGCAGACUGACAACUUAAGGAAUACCAUUGCUACUCCUAUCCUUUUUCCCAGUAUUCUUCUCAAUGAAUACUCGGCCAGUAGUUCAAUUAUGGCAACUAACAAUUUUUUCAGCCAACCAGAACCAGAAAGUACAUCUAAAAAUGAUGGAAUUGUUAAGAAAAUCGAGAAUAUUGUGGAAUCGCUUGUGGAAGAUCUUUGCUGUGGAAAUACUCUUGCUCUACAAAUUAAGGAUAACUGCCAAUCUAAUACAGAAAUGAUUAAUGAAGUGUUGAAAAUAAAACCAAAUGAAAGAGCCAAUUUUAAAAUGAUCAGUUUGUACAAUAGACGCAGUGCAAAUAAUUUUGGUGUGAUUAUACUCCUACUUGGAGAAGUGUACAAAAAUCUCAUGACAAACAGUGGGAGUAGUAAGAGAGAGAUUUUCUAUCGACACACGAAAAUGGUGAAAAAUUCUUCUUUUCUACAUGGGGCAAUUUUAGACAUGUGCUUAUUGCUCGAUAUUACACCUUGGGAUGCCGGAAUUACGGCGACUUCUAAAGGUCUCGUGUGUGGUCCUCUUCGGAUUAUAAUGGACUCGAAUGAUGUGAUUGAUUGCAAUGCAAUCUUUGAGGGAACAGGCCUUCCCCACAAUUUCACUGCUAUGUCGAAAUUUGAAACGACUGCCAAGUUUGUUCUGGUCGUUGAGAAAGAUACGGUGUUUGAGAGACUUCUCAGGGAUGAUAUAUUCAGCCGAAUUAGUACUCCGUUCAUUCUAGUCACCGGGAAGGGAGUACCGGAUACAUGUACUCGUAUCUUUUUGAAGAAAAUCUGGGAUUACUUGGCACUGCCGAUUAAGGUUCUCGUUGAUGCUGAUCCCUACGGAAUAGACAUUAUGCUUAUGUACAAACAUGGCUCUAGGAAAAUGUGUCAGCAAGCUGAUUAUCUUGCAGUACCCAGCAUCAAAUGGAUUGGACUGCAUCCGUCUGAUUUGAAGAUUAAACAAAUAACAACGCUCAAGUUGACUUCAUCUGAUCAGAAGAGGUUAAAUGAUAUUCUCAGUAGACAUUACCUAACUCCUUCUGUCGCUGAAGAGCUCAGGAUCCUUCGUGAAAAUGGAGUAAAGGCAGAAAUUGAAGGACUGUAUACUCUAUCUGACAACUACAUCAUUGACGAGUACCUUAUUGACAAGAUAACUUACGAUUCGGGAAUCUGA